GAACAGAUAUAACCACUCCUCUGCAAAAUUUUCUUUAUCUCCCUUUUAAUAUAAUGCCAAAAGUUAAAGUAAUUUACAAAUACCUUGGUGAUAAUUAUGAGGCCUUUACAAGAAAGCUUGUCAACACAUCUAAUUCCAAGGAUGGAGAUGUAUUGACCUGUAAAGUAUGUCACAAAGUGUGGCAAAGAGAUGCAAAUGCAGCUCGCAAUAUGAUGAUGAUGAUCUCAGAAGUUAUCUGGUCAGUAGAAGGAAUAUGGCUAAUUUUAAAACCAAAGAAGAAGAGUAAUAUAAUUGCCACAGCAAGCACGAUUGCCUUCUAG
Molecule: messenger RNA, 320 nt
Organism: Cokeromyces recurvatus
Lineage: Eukaryota; Fungi; Mucoromycota; Mucoromycetes; Mucorales; Mucoraceae
Exons: 2
Coding region: 54-320 (88 amino acids)
Source: RefSeq, a predicted model, not a curated record